Molecule: messenger RNA, 210 nt
Organism: Dovyalis caffra
Lineage: Eukaryota; Viridiplantae; Streptophyta; Magnoliopsida; Malpighiales; Salicaceae
Source: the annotation of a GenBank genome assembly
AUGGCUAGAAAUAAAGCGUUUGUAGUAUUUCGUGGUAAAGCUCCUAGGGCUUAUCUUUCAUGGGAAGAUUGCGAAGCACAAGUGAUUGGUUUCCCUAGAGCUCUAUAUCGGGGUUUCAAAAAUAAUUUUGAAGCUGAGAAAUCUUAUGUGAGAUUCUUUUAUGAUGAUCAUCCACACGGAUUUGCAGCUCAUAUGUCGACACUUCAAUAG